AAAGAGCUUUGGAAAAGGAAAGCGCUCGUGAAGGAUCCUGAACGCUUCCUUAUUCACUAGUUGUGCAGCUAUUGCGACUGGGGGAGGAAAUAAUUGACAACGUCAAAAUCCCACGGCAGAAGCAAACCAUUGUCAUCACCAUUCUUUCAUUGCAUCUACUCGAGUACAUAGCUACGGCUUCUGUCUUGCUGGCCUUGUAGUGCUUACUGGGGUGCCUGCGGUGACAUAAGCUGGCUUUUUCACGAACAGCAGCCCUCUUCGGUUCCAAACUACCCUACCGAAAACUGCGAUGGCGAUUGCUCGUGGGCACAACGAGUACCUAGAAGCCCAACUAGCAACACUCCCGCACCUCCCCGCCGUCGAGCGGCUAACACCAAGAGUAAUUCGCAUCCUGGGCGGGAACCCCUCAAAGUACCACCUCCAAGGCACAAACACCUACCUCCUUGGCACCGGUCGCGAACGUCUCCUGAUAGACACAGGCCAGGGCAUACCCAUCUGGAUAGAAACUCUCUCGGACGUGCUGGCGCGCGAGAAUGCCAUCGUAACGCAAGCCCUCCUAACGCACUGGCACCUCGACCACGUAACCGGUUCCCGCGACCUCCGCAAGGUGAGCCCGAGCACAAGGUACUACAAGAACUCCCCGGACGACGGGCAGGAGGAUAUCCACGAUGGUCAGGUAUUCUCCGUCGAGGGUGCCAGCGUUCGAGCGCUGUAUACGCCCGGUCACUCCUUCGACCACAUGUGCUUCCUCUUGGAGGAGGAGGACGCGAUAUUCACGGGCGAUAACGUCCUGGGGCACGGGACGACGGUGUUCUCGGACCUCGGGGCUUACAUGAAGAGUUUGCAGAGGAUGCUGGAUCAGGGUAUGGCGGGUGUCGCGUAUCCCGGCCAUGGCGCGCUGAUUGGAGAUGCCAGGGGGAAGAUUGCGGAGUAUAUCCGCCACCGGAUGCGCAGGGAGGAGCAGAUUGUCAAGGUCUUGGAGGAGAAGAGGAAUCCCGUAGGAGGCUCGGGGUUGACGGCACUAGAUAUUGUCGGUGUGAUUUAUACCUCUAUUGGGCCGGAAUUGCGCCUCGCAGCAGCAAAGGGUGCUGUGCAGGUUCUGGAAAAGUUGGAGACCGAGGGGAAAGUUAGGAUGGAGGAUUGCGGUGGGCAGAGGAAGUGGUUUUUGGCUAACCAUCCGAGUCCAUAGAGAGGCUAGGAUACUCAGAUGUACGAUACGAUGGGUGGAGGAACAUUUA
Tuber melanosporum (Perigord truffle) is the source of this 1238-nucleotide messenger RNA. RefSeq lists its product as uncharacterized. The transcript is spliced from 3 exons. The coding region runs from base 290 to 1189 and encodes 299 amino acids. The record is from RefSeq and is a predicted model, not a curated record. Lineage: Eukaryota; Fungi; Ascomycota; Pezizomycetes; Pezizales; Tuberaceae. Gene Ontology annotation, biological process: secondary metabolite biosynthetic process.